AAUCCAAAUUAGAUCCCAAGUAAAGCCCACCAUCCCAGGCCGGAUCAACAAUGAUCAAUUUUUCAUUUCACCGCAGUUUAUGCAGCUGCUCCUUCAUCGAUCCACCGUUUCUCUAGUAUCCUCUCCUACCAGUCAACGACUGGCGAGAUCGUUGCUGCCAUGGAAGUGUCAAAUUUUUCCGCGAUGUAUUUCAAGCCCCAGCUGAACCGUUCUAGUUUAAUUAGGGAUGCAAAAGAUGAUGCAAUGUUGCACUGCAGAGAACGUAGACAUUUAGCUGCGUUAUGCGCCAACAGCAGUGGGAUGCUUCGUCAUCAUCUUUACCCUUGUCUUCACAGGAGAAACAAUGUGGUUUUAGGUGGAAGAGAAGAUAAUUUCCAACUUAUCUCCAGGGCUCGAACUUCACGAGCAGGGAAUUAUGUGCAAGGAUCGAGAUCACGGUUGCUGGUAUCGUGCCAGGUGACGAGAGAAGAGUCUGGUGGAACCAUGAGUGGUGAAAGCAUCUUGCUGAACGAACAGACAUUGGAGCGGGAGUUGCAGAUUGCCAUUGAGGAAGAGAACUACUCCCAGGCAGCAAAGAUCAGGGACAGCCUUCGACUUCUCCAGGAGGAUAGCAAGGCUUCAGUCUUAGCAGCAAACUCUCGAUUUUACAACUCGUUCAGAAAUGGGGAUUUAGCUUCAAUGCAAGCUCUCUGGUCGAAGGGAAACCAUGUGUGUGUCGUGCACCCUGGUGUGAGUGGCAUCUCUGGUUAUGACCUGGUGAUGGGGAGCUGGGAAUUUGUUUGGGCUGACUACGAGUUCCCCCUCGAGAUUGAGAUCAAGGACGUACAGGUCCACGUGAGAGGUGAGGUUGGCUAUGUUACCUGCAUCGAAAUGGUGAAGACCAAGGGGAGUAGCUGGGGAAGGCAUUUUGCGUCGAAUGUUUUUGAGAAGAUUGAUGGCCAGUGGUUUCUAUGCAUUCACCAUGCCUCAUAUGUGGAUCUUUGAAACAGAUUGUAAGACCAAAACCACUUUUUUGCAUCCUAUGUUGGUCUGUGAGAGUUUGUAAGACCUAAAUACCGAUUUGUAUUGUAUGUUGGUCUGUGAUGGAGAUUUUAACACCACAAUGUCUCGUUUGGUAGACUAUCCAUGUUACGGCUAGGUAUGAUACUGACCGUUAUAUAUAUUAUAAUUUGUGCUAGUUAUGUAGUA
This is a messenger RNA of Salvia hispanica, 1188 nucleotides long. Its product is annotated as Nuclear transport factor 2 (NTF2) family protein. The record is from RefSeq and is a predicted model, not a curated record. Lineage: Eukaryota; Viridiplantae; Streptophyta; Magnoliopsida; Lamiales; Lamiaceae. Gene Ontology annotation, molecular function: protein binding.